CCCGCCAUUGACUGUAAAGUGACGCCAUCUACGACCGGAGAGAAGCACUUUGAUAAGAGCCCCACCAAAACCAGGCACCCCCGGAAAAUCGAUCUCAGAGCGCGCUAUUGGGCAUUUCUUUUUGACAAUCUGCGGCGGGCAGUGGAUGAAAUCUACGUCACCUGUGAAUCAGACCAGAGUGUGGUGGAAUGCAAGGAGGUGUUAAUGAUGCUGGAUAACUAUGUAAGGGAUUUCAAAGCACUGAUUGAUUGGAUUCAACUUCAGGAGAAGCUAGAGAAGACAGAUGCGCAAAGCAGACCAACUUCACUGGCAUGGGAAGUAAAGAAGAUGUCUCCGGGCCGUCAUGUCAUUCCAAGCCCAUCAACAGACAGAAUCAAUGUACCAUCCAAUGCUCGAAGAAGCUUAAAUUUUGGGGCUUCAACUGGCACAGUGGCCACCCCUCGCCUGGCUCCCACGGGUGUCAGUUGGGCUGACAAGGUAAAGGCUCAUCAUCCAGGCUCUUCUGCUUCGUCAGAUGUGGCACCCACCCAGUCAUGCCCACUGAUGACCAUGCCGAAGAAUUCCCGAAAAAAUGGCAAGUGGCUUGGGUUCACAGCGAGUACAGUGGAUGAUGUCAGGAACACUGGCGGUGGUUUCUUACAAGACACUUCUGUAUGCACUUCUGAAAUACCUGCUGUGCACGUUGAGGCCAAGUGUGUUUCAGUGACUCAGCCAGCUGUUGGCACACAUCCUCUGCAAACAAACGAAGACACAUUUUCAGCCGAGAAAGCAAGGAUAGAAAACGAAAUGGACCCUUCAGAUAUCUCAAAUGUGAGUGCUGCUAACUUGUCCAUGGCAGAAGUCCUUGCUAAGAAAGAAGAGCUGGCAGAUCGUCUAGAAAAGGCCAAUGAAGAAGCCAUCGCUAGUGCCAUUGCUGAAGAGGAGCAGUUAACUAGAGAAAUUGAGGCUGAGGAAAACAAUGAUAUCAACAUCGAAACUGACAACGACAGUGAUUUUUCAGCCAGCAUGGGCAGUGGGAGUGUAACUGUCUGUGGUUUGUCUAUGGACUGGAAUGAAGUCCUUGCGGACUAUGAAGCUCGUGAAUCUUGGCGCCAAAAUACAUCCUGGGGGGAUAUUGUAGAGGAGGAGCCUGCCAGGCCUCCGGGGCACGGAAUCCACAUGCAUGAAAAACUUUCUUCCCCGUCUCGGAAAAGAACAAUUGCAGAAUCAAAGAAGAAACAUGAAGAAAAACAAAUGAAAGCACAGCAGCUAAGAGAAAAGUUACGUGAAGAGAAGACAUUAAAGCUUCAGAAAUUGUUAGAAAGGGAGAAGGACGUCCGGAAGUGGAAGGAAGAGUUAUUAGACCAACGACGUAGGAUGAUGGAAGAGAAAUUACUUCAUGCCGAAUUUAAACGAGAGGUGCAAUUACAAGCCAUUGUGAAAAAAGCCCAAGAAGAAGAAGCUAAGGUAAAUGAAAUUGCCUUUAUCAAUACCCUUGAAGCCCAAAAUAAGCGUCAUGAUGUUUUAUCAAAAUUGAAGGAGUAUGAACAGAGGCUUAAUGAGCUACAGGAGGAGCGUCAAAGGAGACAGGAGGAAAAGCAAGCCCGUGAUGAAGCUGUGCAGGAGCGGAAGAGAGCUUUGGAGGCAGAACGGCAGGCCCGUGUAGAAGAAUUACUGACCAAGAGGAAAGAACAAGAAGCCCGAAUUGAGCAGCAGCGCCAGGAAAAGGAGAAAGCACGCGAGGACGCAGCCCGGGAAAGAGCAAGAGACAGGGAGGAACGAUUGGCAGCACUUACAGCUGCUCAACAGGAAGCGAUGGAAGAACUUCAAAAAAAAAUUCAACUCAAGCACGAUGAAAGCAUUCGAAGGCACAUGGAACAGAUUGAGCAGAGAAAGGAGAAAGCUGCUGAAUUAAGCAGUGGGCGACAUGCAAAUACGGAUGACGCCCCUAAGCUGACCCCCUAUGAAAGAAAGAAGCAGUGUUCUUUAUGCAAUGUCCAGAUCUCGUCAGAGGUGUAUCUUUUUAGCCAUAUUAAAGGGAAAAAACACCAGCAAGCUGUGAGAGAGAAUAGCAGUAUCCAAGGACGGGAACUUUCAGAUGAAGAAGUGGAACAUCUUUCCUUGAAGAAGUAUAUUGUUGACAUUGUGGUUGAAAGUUCAGCUCCACCAGAGCCCGUGAAAGAUGGAGAAGAGCGGCAAAAAAAUAAGAAAAAAGCCAAAAAGAUAAAAGCCCGGAUGAACUCCAGGGCCAAGGAAUAUGAGAGCUUGAUGGAAACAAAAAAUUCUGGUUCUGACUCACCUUAUAAAGCCAAACUUCAGAGAUUAGCCAAAGAUCUUCUAAAACAGCUUCAAGUACAAGACAGUGGCUCGUGGGCGAACAAUAAGGUCUCUGCGUUGGAUCGGACCUUAGGCGAAAUCGCUAGAAUAUUGGAAAAGGAGAAUGUGGCAGAUCAGAUCGCAUUUCAAGUGGCUGGUGGAUUAACAGCCGUUGAGCACAUCCUUCAAGCAGUGGUCCCCGUCACCAAUGUGAACACAGUUGCCCGAAUUCCACCUAAGUCUCUCUGCAGCGCCAUCAACGUUUACAACCUCACCUGCAAUUGCUGCUCAGAAAACUGCACCGAUGUUCUGUUUAGUAACAAGAUUACCUUCUUAAUGGACCUCCUGAUACACCAGUUGACGGUUUGUGUUCCAGAUGAGAAUAAUUCUAUGAUGGGAAGGAAUGCAAAUAAGCAAGCAUUUGAAGGCUUGACCACGGGACUUCUGAAAGUCAGUGCUGUGGUCUUUGGCUGCCUGAUUGCCAAUCGACCAGAUGGAAGCAGCCGGCCAGCUACCCCAAAAAUAUCCACACAGGAAAUGAAGACCAAGUCGUCACCUGGUGAUGCUUUUACCAGCCGAGUCCAGGACCUCCUCAGCUACGUGGUGAACAUUGGUCUGAUUGACAAGCUGUGUGGUUGCUUCCUGUCGGUGCAAGGCCCAGUGGAUGAGAAUCCCAAAAUGGCCAUGUUUCUGCAGCACGCCGCGGGACUCUUACAGGGAAUGUGCACGCUCUGCUUUGCUGUGACCAGGAGGUCAUACAGCAUAUUCGACAAUAAUCGCCAGGAUCCCACGGGGCUGACAGCUGCUCUUCAGGCGACAGACCUGGCCGGAGUUCUGCACAUGCUCUACUGUGUCCUCUUUCACGGCACCAUCUCGGACCCCAGCGCAGCCAGUCCGAAGGAGAGCUAUGCCCAGAACACAGUUCAAGUGGCCCUUCAGAGUUUACGUUUCUUCAACAGCUUUGCCCCUCUGGAUCUGCCUGCUUUUCAGUCUAUCGUAGGCGCAGAGGGCUUGUCACUUGCGUUCCGGCACAUCGCCAGCUCUCUGCUGGGCCACUGCAGCCAAGUCUCUUGCGAAAGCCUGCUCCAUGAGGUCAUCGUCUGUGUGGGCUACUUCACUGUCAACCACCCAGAUAACCAGGUGAUUGUGCAGUCCGGCCGCCACCCCACAGUGCUGCAGAAGCUCUGCCAGUUGCCCUUCCAGUAUUUCAGCGACCCACGGCUGAUCAAAGUGCUGUUUCCCUCGCUUAUCGCCGCUUGUUACAACAACCGCCAGAACAAGGUCAUCCUGGAGCAGGAGAUGAGCAGCGUGCUCCUGGCCACGUUCAUUCAGGAUUUCGCACAGGCUCCGGGUCAGACCGAUAAGCAGCCUCAUCAGCCCAAAGGAAAAUCCCUGGAUUCCCAAGACUAUCUUGAGCUAGCCAACAGAUUUCCUCAGCAGGCCUGGGAAGAAGCUCGCCGGUUUUUCUUGAACAAAGAGAAAAAAUAAAUGUUUUGGUUGGGUCUGCAUUUGAGUACCCUCGUUAAUAUUUUUAAUUGUUCAUGUUAACUGUCCCCAAAGUAGCUCAUAUUCACGUUGUUUAUACUCCCCAGCACUGCAGAUACGGUUGACACUCUGCGCUGUUUAUAAUCUCUGUGGACACUUGGAUGUUCUGCUUUCUCACGGUGCAGGUUGGGUCUGUUUCAUGGAUGCACAAUAUUUGGAUGUGGACAACUUCCAUCCCAUCGUAAUAUAGACCUUGUGUUUGUAACAUAGGUGAAAUUAGACAUCAAAUUAGAAAGUCUGUUUUGUUCUUGUAAUAAAAUAACUUAUUCUGUU
Molecule: messenger RNA, 4113 nt
Organism: Echinops telfairi (small Madagascar hedgehog)
Lineage: Eukaryota; Metazoa; Chordata; Mammalia; Afrosoricida; Tenrecidae
Gene: SCAPER
Product: S-phase cyclin A associated protein in the ER
Exons: 27
Coding region: 205-3783 (1192 amino acids)
Molecular function (GO): zinc ion binding; nucleic acid binding
Source: RefSeq, a predicted model, not a curated record